Molecule: messenger RNA, 3426 nt
Organism: Theileria orientalis strain Shintoku
Lineage: Eukaryota; Apicomplexa; Aconoidasida; Piroplasmida; Theileriidae
Product: glutamate dehydrogenase
Exons: 1
Coding region: 1-3426 (1141 amino acids)
Biological process (GO): L-glutamate catabolic process
Cellular component (GO): mitochondrion
Molecular function (GO): L-glutamate dehydrogenase (NAD+) activity
Source: RefSeq, a predicted model, not a curated record
AUGGAGCUUUCAUCACCAAAUUAUUCGGAUAGUUACGCCCUCGACGACGGUCUUUCGGAACUGAACGAGGGUCUCUCUGACUUAAACGAUGACCUUUCGGACCUGAACGAUGAUUAUUCUACGCAGCUGCUGAGCGAUAGGUACGCACAACAGUUCUCCGAGGUGUACGAGCUGAUUCGUUCCACAGAAACGUUUUCAGACGACAAAAUUAGGGAAAACAUGUACACCUACUACAACGAGCUGGGCCUGAACGAGUAUUACUUCAGGACCUCGUCAAACGCGUUGAUUGCCAAUAACCUGAUUUCAGUCAUGUCGGCAAAGAUUUUACACGAAAAUUCGGGAUCUAAUUUCUUCCCGACGAUUGAGCAGGUGACGGACGAAUCAGUUUUUAUUAUCGCGAGAACAUCCACAGUUAACAGGAAGUCGUCCGAGAAUUAUUUGGUGGAACAGCGAGUAGAGAAAAAAUACUUCAAUUUGGACGAUGACAGGAAGCCGUGUUGGAGAAUGCAGUGCUUCAGGUCAUCAGCGUCGGUUUUUAAGGAGACGGAAUUUGUAUUCGACAGGCUCAAGAUUUAUUUCUUCCAGAAACCGAAGUUCGCUGAAGUAAAGCCGAGUCCCAGUGAACUGGAUAUAGGCCUACUUUUGGAUAAAGAUUUUUACACUAACAAAAAGGACACGAUCACGGAGCAGAUUUUUUAUAAACUGAAUAAGAAGUUGGUGGACUCGAAGACGGGGAUGGGCCUGGCGAUAAACUGCGAGCCGAGGACGAAUAACGUAUACAGACUGGAUGUCGCCUUCAAGAGGGGCUACGUGCACAAGGACUUUUACUCCAGGAUCAGCGACGCAAUCACCUUACACGACUUGUACUCGAAGUCGAAAUACAUUGAUCCCCUAUCGAAUAAAGUGUGCCUUUUCACGAGCUUUUUGACGUCGUUGCCGAAGAACCAGUCGACGAUAGAGUCGUCAGUGGAAGAUAGGAUGGCCAGCCUCGUAGACUCGAUUAUUCUCACGAGCAUCGUUCCGACCUCGUACAUAUCCUCGUUGAACGUGGACAGGAUACUCACGAUACACGAGGCGUCGUACUGUUACUGCGUGUCGACGUUCAUCCAGCACUUCAGCGGAAGCGUCGGGCCGUACGUGGCGACCGUGGACAACCUCGCCAAAAACAGCCAGGUCUCGCAGUCGGAAAUACAUGAAAUCAAGUCUAAGCUGAAGGUGCAGUCGUUCACGUCGCUCCAGGUGUACACCUCGAUCUCAAACAACCCGGAAAUCGUAAAGAUGCUGUUCCAGCACUUCGACCUCCUGCACAACCCGAAGCUGCAGAAGACGAAUGAAACCACGGCGAGCUCGAGUUCGGAGAAAGCGGACAGCGACAAGGAGCUCGACAGCAGCACGGAGUACAAGUACCCUCGAAGGAUUAACCAGCCAAACGUGAUAGAGGCCGAGGCGCUGGCCAAGAGGGUGACGAGGAUCAUUAAGCUGCUGGAGGACCCCGACGAGAUUGAGAUCUUGCUGUACUUCGUCAAGUUCAACAACUACACGCUCAGGACAAACUUUUACGUCCCAGAGAAGAUAUCACUCUCAUUCAGGUUCAACUGCGGGUUCCUGUCGAAGCUGGACUACCCGAAGGUGCCCUACGGCAUCGUGCUGAUCAUAGGACCGCACUUCACGGGCUUCCACAUCAGGUUCUCGGAGAUCUCAAGGGGAGGAGUGAGGGUGGUGCAGUCGUUCUCGGACGAGGCGUACACGCGCAACAAGCUGCAGAUCUUCGACGAGGCCUACAACCUCAGUUACACUCAGAGUCUCAAGAACAAGGACAUACCUGAGGGAGGAAGCAAGGGAGUGAUUCUGCUCGAGAAGACGAGCACGAAGUACAAGGCGGACCUCUUCACGAGGAGCAGCUUCAUGUGCUACGUCGACGGCAUGCUCGACCUGAUCCUGCCGAACAGGCACAUCGUGGACCUGCUCGGCAAGGACGACAUCUACUUCCUGGGGCCAGACGAGCACACGGGCACUGGAGGACUCAUGGACUGGGCGUCUGAGUACGCGAAGUUCAAGGGACUCAAGUACUGGCGCAGCUUCACCACCGGAAAGGCGCCCUACCUCGGAGGAAUUCCGCACGACAAGUACGGAAUGACCACGGCCUCGAUCGAGGCCUUCGUCCAGGGCAUUCUGAACAAGUACGGCCUGAAGGAGGAGGAGGUCACGAGGUUCCUGACCGGAGGGCCCGACGGGGACCUGGGGAGCAACGCGCUCAAGUGCUCGAACACGAAGACGCUGACGGUGCUGGACAAGAGCGGAGUGCUGCACGACCCCAACGGGCUGGACAUCAACGAGUUGAGGAGGCUGGCGUACCUGCGCGACGAGCCUGCCACGCCAGAUAAAACGUCGCCGCAGUCCUCGCCGCGCCUCACUGCCUCGACGCUUAAGCUCUCGUCCUCGCGCGACAUCGAGGCCGACGAGGCGCUGCUCGGCGCGAGCUCGAAGACGUGCUCGAUGAAGUACAACAAGAAGCUGCUGUCCAGCAGGGGCUUCAUGGUGCCCGAGGAGGCGACGAACGUCACGCUCCCCGACGGCUUCGUGGUCAAGAACGGCUACAAGUUCAGGGACGAGUUCCACCUGAGCGCCUACGCAAAGGCGGACCUCUUCAACCCGUGCGGAGGAAGGCCCAGCUCCAUCACGCCCUUCAACGUGCAGCGGCUCUUCAACGAGAGCGGCAAGUGCUACUACAAGUUCAUCGUCGAGGGCAGCAACGUGUACAUCACCCAGAACGCCCGGCGCUUCCUCGAGUCGAAGGGCGUGGUCCUCUUCAAGGACGCCUCGACCAACAAGGGCGGCGUUACGAGCAGCAGCUACGAGGUACUCCUCUCGCUCGUGCUCGACGACGCCACCUACGAGAAGGUCGCGGUUGAGAAGAACGGCGUGGUGCCCGAGUUCCGCAGGAAGUACGUCGAGGACAUCCUCGACAUCAUCAGGAGGAACGCCACCAUGGAGUUCGAGGCGCUCUGGUCCGAGGGCCUCAGGACUGGGACGCCCAGGUGCGACCUCACCGACGUCCUCUCCGACAAGAUCAACGACCUCAAGCUGAAGAUCAAGUCCUCGAGCACGCUCUUCGGCGACAAGGAGCUCGUCCACAACGUGCUCCGGAGGUGCGUGCCCGGCUCCCUGCUCGAGAUCGUCACCGUCGAGAAGAUCAUCGAGAGGCUCCCGAAGAUGUACCUCAGGGCGCUCUUCGCCUCCUACCUCGCCUCGAACUUCUUCUACAACCAGAAGUUCUCCGACGACACUUCCGUCUUCUCCUUCUACGAGUACAUCACUUCGCUCAAGGGCUGCGGCGAUGCCGUCAAGGUUGACAAGGAGGUCUUCUUCGACGACUCUCCCUUUUCCAACAUUUCCCUGAAGGUCACCAGCUUAACAAAGGUUUAG